CUACCGGAGCUACAUGCACUAUUAGUAAACGGUUGCGCCAUUUUCUUUACACAGUGAACGAUCUGGUUUAUACCAAAGACUUCAGAACAUUUCUCAUAGUCUGCUAUCAUAAGGUGUCUUUCUUGAUUAUAUCCGCAGUUUACAUCGAUUCUGCAUUUCGCGUCAGUACUUCGCAACUUGUGAUGGAUGACAGUUUGGAUGACAUUUUGACUGACUUAUUUCUGGUGAGAUUGUCAAAAAAGAUUUCGAUUGUGAAUGUCACCGCAGUCGACUUCAGCACAUACCUGGGAUUCACCGCAGCCGAGGGCCAAGCUGCAGCGAUGGGGGCCAUUAACAGUAUGAAUCCAAGUAGCUCAUACAAUACUCUCUUGUCCAAGUUUGUUUUGAGACAUGGACGGAAGAGUGAAAGUGCCCAGAAUCUAAGAAAGAGAUUUCUAAAGAAUGGAUUGGGGGACUAUGCUAAUGACAUCAAAGCAGAAUUAGAGAAGUUUAUAACUCUUGUCCCGUCAGACGCAGAAACCCUCAAUGACUCACCUAUAUCCCUCCCGAGCCCUCCUUGUGGCACACCAGGUGAGGGAGCAGAGGCCGCUGGUGGAACUAAGACUGGUGCAAAGACGAAGACACCGUGUAAGGUUCCAGCUAACAAGCCUGAUGAGGGUACUGACGAGAAAAUGGAAACAUGAACGUUCAUACUUUUGUAAUUUUUCAUUCACUUUUUUUUUACAUAGUGUAGAUAACUUCAUUCAUAGUAGGAAACUCUCUUUCACUUUCCCUUCCCAAAUCUAACAAUUAAGAAACAAAAAGAUAAUAUGAUGUCGUGAAAUCCAAUCACCUUAGCUAAUAACAAUGCUAUUUUACGUAGUCACACGGUUACAGGGAGAAAUUUUUCUGCGCGACUUUGUAUUUGUUUGAGGCAAUAACUAUUCAUGCUUGUCAUCUAGAUAUUAGUAAAUAAAUUGUUGGUAUUUUUUUCUGUGCAUAUUCCGUUUUUUCUAUUUAAAAAAAAUCCAUCAAAUGUUGUCGGAUACUCCGUCCUCUCCUCUCGAAGCCUGGGCCGGUAUUCAAUUCAAUACUUAGCAUAAUUAAAUGGCUAAGUUAAGUAAUUUACUUAUCUAGUAUUAAUAAAUGCGCGCUGAUAUAAUUGUGCGCAGGUUAUAAUACUGCGUAAGAAAAUCAAGGCCUCCAAAUAAUUGGCUUAAGUCUGGUAAGGAGUUGACUUAAAUAUAGGGUAAAAUACUUAGCCAAAAGUUUGAAUUAAAUACCAGAAUUGGCUAAGUAUUUUAUCUAAGCCUAAUACUAGAUAAAAAGCUUAAAUUCUGUACUUAAGUAUUGAAUUGAAUACGGGCCCUGGUGUAUAUAUAUGGCAUUUGAAUGUUUUUAGUUCAACGUUUUCCUUUUUAAAAUUAUGUCACAUUUAUUGUUUUCAAUCUGAUAAUGAAGUAGGCCUUUUGAAAAAUUAAAAUAAUUAUAUAAAAAAUAAUUUCUCCAUUGCUGCUUAUAAGCAGCAAUGGAGAAAUUAUUUUCAAUCAAAAGUUUUCAUGACUCUAGAACAGUACUGUAAGCUUUGGAUCUGUAGUGCUUUUGCGUUUUAACCACAAUAAUGCACAGAACGUGUGUAAAACAUCUGUGGAUAUUUGUGGAUCAUUAAAUGCUAUCUCCAAAGUGUCUUUUUAUGACCGUGGUCCACACUUUUUGUGUGUGAUUAGACGUAGAGAGCAACCUACAUUGAUGGCUUAUUGUCUCCAUUGCAUGAUUACAUGGAUCACAUCUGUAUUCAUUCUGUCAGGAUCUGUACGGCUUUAUAUACUAAAACCAAAUCAUGAUCGAACAUUAUUAAUUUCAAGGUGAUUUGAAAUCAAUGACUCUAAUCACCCCCUCCAUUUAAUCCAUACCUUUUUGGCGUUUUUGUGUUUUUACAAAAACCAAUACGAGUAUCGACGAUUGGACGGGUAAACCUGCUAGCCCAACAUCCGCACCAAUGAAACGGCCUACUGCAGUAAGCCCCCAGAUUCGAAACAUUGUUUAACUCGCAUGUUUGUUACACGGCAUUUCCUGACAAUUUUCGACAUAGUUUGCAAUUAAUAAAUAGUAAGAUUAUUAACUAACUUGAAGAUAUAUAAUAAUGGACAAGCUAAUCAAAAUGUAUUUUUAAAAAUGAAAUAGAUUAAAGUAAUGAAGUGUAACAAGCAAAAUAGUACAGGCAAAGAUUUUCAAACAUCCAACAUAUUUUUUUUUCAGCAGUAUUAACAAAACGGAAUGCUACAAGGGAAUGGGGCUAAUGCAGAUCCUUGUUGUAAUGUUGUGUUGUUGCUAUGAUCAUAGGCUCCAAAUUCCGUACAUUUGAUCGGUUUAGGGUAUAUGUCUGCCCAAAUUGAAAAGCUUUGGAGCCGGAGUACAUUCUUUUUGUCAUUGCUAAACCAGUCUUUACCCAUGUCAUUCAGACGUAGUUCAUUUAUUUAUGUGCUUUACAGUGUAAAAAACACAAAAACAUGUAGUCAUCUGUAGAAAUUAAAUUUGAGAAUUUACAUAA
Messenger RNA from Strongylocentrotus purpuratus (purple sea urchin), 2530 nucleotides. RefSeq lists its product as uncharacterized. The record is from RefSeq and is a predicted model, not a curated record. NCBI's taxonomy places the organism in Eukaryota, Metazoa, Echinodermata, Echinoidea, Camarodonta, Strongylocentrotidae. The coding region runs from base 183 to 683 and encodes 166 amino acids. The transcript is spliced from 4 exons.